AUGUAUGUGCAAACUCUCUUGAUGAUCGUAACAGACUCGGCUGCCAUCUACUCCGACUGUGAGAAUACUGCCACACUCAACGCCAGCGUAAACUCCGGUACAAUCACCUCCCCUGGUUAUCCAAACAGGUACAGCAACAACCUCCGGUGUUCCUGGACGAUAACUGUCAGCAGGGGAAGGCGGGCCGCCAUCAGGUUCACAGGUUUGGACAUAGAGGAGGGCACUGUACAAAGCGACUGUCCUUACGACUACCUGACGGUGUAUGACGGCGCCACAUCCAGCGGCACACAGCUCGGCAAAUUCUGCGGCUGGGACACAAUUCCGUCGCCGGUCGUGGCCAGUGGGAGGACCAUGCACCUCGUCUUCAUGUCCGACCCUUCAGUAAGCGGUAAAGGGUUUUCCGUUAAGUAG
Branchiostoma belcheri (Belcher's lancelet) is the source of this 411-nucleotide messenger RNA. RefSeq names its product CUB domain-containing protein 2-like. The coding region runs from base 1 to 411 and encodes 136 amino acids. NCBI's taxonomy places the organism in Eukaryota, Metazoa, Chordata, Leptocardii, Amphioxiformes, Branchiostomatidae. The transcript has 3 exons. The record is from RefSeq and is a predicted model, not a curated record.